GUUAAAGGCGGGUGCGGGUUACAGCUGACUUCGUUAUCCGCAGCGUCUGCACUUGGUAUGUCUCUCCGCUGUCUGAAGGAUUCUAGUUUUGUGUUCGAUGAUGCUUCAUAUAACGAUCUGGAACUAGUUCACUUUCGUCUUACUGAUUCUGCCUUGAAACAUAUUGAGCAACUUGCUAGCAGUUCAGGAAACCACAAAUUUAGCAUUACGUUCAGUGGGUCCGAAGGAUCAUUUAUUGUUCCUGUCGGGAAAAGCAGCAGCAGAUUUACAUUCAGUACCUCAAGCUUAACAAGUACUCACGAUGAAUCUUUCAAUUGCUUGCGCACCAAAGGAGUUUCAACUCAUUGUCUGGGAAGGAUGGUCUCCAGGAUCACGGUCAAUGCUAAGGAGGAUAGCUUCUCAGCGGCUAAGGAGCGAAUGACACAAUUAGAAGACGAAAACAAAAAGUCUCAGACAAAAGAGAUUAAAUCUGCUAAAUCCAUGGCUUCAAGAACAGCAGCAUCUCAAUCCACUCACAAACAAGGCAAUCAGGGUGUGAAUUUGAAGGGAAAGGGAAAUGAAAUUUCACCUCAGAACAUAGAUUUCCCUAACGUAGCCAAUCGAGUUCAGUCCCAGAAUCCUGUUGGUUGUGGUCCCAGUCCUCCACUAUCUAAUCCAGACGUUUUGGCACGCUCACUGAGAGAACGCAUUAUUCACAUACUGGCAUUACGGCCUUAUCAGCGCCCCGAAUUAUUAUUACGGUUGUCUCGUGAUGGCCUAUCUCAUACCCAGAAAGACCAAAUAUCCGACAUAUUGUCGUCAGUGGGUCGUGUUGGAAGACAGUCGGCAUAUUACCUUAUACCGUCUGUGGUAUCAGAAUUAGAUGAAAACUGGCCAGGUUAUACUGGUGCUGAGAGAAAACGGAUCAUUUCUUUGAAGACUAGUCAGCAGUCUCAAACUCCUCCCAAAUCUCCCACUGACCGAUCUCGAACCGCUUCUCCUGACAACUCGUCCACCCCCUCUGACGACCAGUUUACUCGACGUCCAACACGAGCAAAUGCUCCUUCGGCACCUCAUGCAUUGAGUAAGAAGAUUGCUGCACUAGAUAUGUUGUGUGCAGGUGUGAGUGAUGUGGAAGUUGCCGCCCGUCUAGGAGUAUUCCGUGGACUGUUGGAUCAGUGGCGAGCCAAUGAAUCAGAACUUCGAGAGAAAUUUCGUCGACUCAAUGCAAACACAAAUUCAACACCCUCAACUCAGAUCUCCAGUUUUAAUCAACAUUCCCAGGUGUAUGAUAAGUCUGUCGGUGUUCGUCACCAAAAUCCUACUAUGUCUACUGCAAAUGAUGUUGGCAGUCAACGUUCUACUUCAACAAAUCCUGGAAAUACAAUUUCUCCCCAUAAACGUGCUAAAUUAGAUGUGCCCAAUACGCCCUCUAGUUCUGCUGACCAACAAAUAGAAUUAACAUAUUCUACCUCUGAUAAAACUGUUUCAAGAUCAUCCAUUAUGCAUUCAUUUCCAAAUCAAAACAAUGAUGAUCAUAAUAAUCAAACUAAUACUAUUUCUCCUCCACUCCACGAUAACCCUCACACACUUGAUACGUAUAGUCGUUCAAAUCAACCUUGUACAUAUAAUAUAGCCGGUGGGAGUGAGGGAGAAAGUGCCGAACACACUCCAUUCUCCAAUUCAAGUACUGGUAGCAGUGGUUAUGGUGGUUCAAACAACGGCUUAACUGCCUCUAGUGGAGUAGUAAACAGUAGUAUUAAUAUUGACAAUCGCCGUGAAGGAUUAAUAGGAUCUACAUCUCGAUGCCAUUUGACAAUGUCUGUUCAUUCUGAAUGCUUGUCUAGUCGCUUAAAAGCUGAAGAUCAAUUGUCUAAUGGUAAUACAACAAAUACACCAGCAUAUGGUAUAACUGAACAAGCUUUGUCUCAAAGUAUUGUCGGAACAGAUGGUUUUCAUGUAGGCGAUUUGAGCAGUAAAUUAGCUGAAAUCGACCGGUAUAUUCUCUUAAUUAUUUAUACAUUGUUCAUAUUUAAAUCUGUUUAUUGUAAAGCAGUAUUGUUAGAUUUGGCAUAACAAUGAAUUGUAAUUUUUUCUGAAAGGCAGUGUUUCAGGUUAGAAUGGUAUUAGAUGUUUAGAGUUCUACUUGCAUGUUUCUUUGGAUUAUCAUUAUCCUCUUUCAAAACUAUUUACAGCAAUUAUGAUACAACUUACAAUAGAUUGUCAACAGGUUCCUGUUUAGCGUCUUGUAGAUAAUCAAUUUUUAAUACUUCAAUGGUUUUCUGUGAAUAUCUUAGUAGCAUUUUUGAUAUAAGUAAUGUUGUCGCACAAUGUAUAUAUAAUUCAUAUUAUUAGAAUAUAUGUUUGAGAACCACAUUAUUGAACUAGAUAUUAAACGUAUGUAUGUGCAGACUAGGAUUUGUAAUAUCUUAAAAAUUUACUCAUUCAUCAAGUACUUACAGUAUAAGGGCUAUACAGAUUCUACCCGGAUUGUCAAACCGAAAUAUGCAGAGCGGGUUUCGAACCUUGAACUUAGUGAAUGAAAGUCAAGUGUGUUAAUCAAUAAUCCACUGUGAUUAUACCACAUCUAAAGGACUGGUUCUCGUUUGAUUACAGCAGUUAAAUAACUUUGAGCCUGCUAAGUAUUUUGUAAUAUUUUGAAUUAUGACAGUUACAUCAAACCAAUAAACUGAGAUUUUCAUACAAUGGAUAGAUUUUAACAGCAUGUGAAGUUGUGAAUAUUUUUUUAAAAAAACAGUUAUAUUUAUAUCCUUUUCUUUCUUAAGGCUUUAUCCAGAAAUCUCAACAUCAGAACAAGCUUCAAUGUAUUUAGCUGAAUUUGAAUGUACCUAUCCAACUUAUCUUCGAAUGUAUCAUUCAUUCUCAGAUAUUUGGAAAACUGUCAGUAAUCUACGAAGUCAAUUAUUAGAAGCCACUAGAACUGAAGGUUUCGAUAGUGCUACUACAACCCAUUUAGCAAAUCAAUUAGAUAAAUUUAUACGUCGUUCUCGUUCACAAAAAUAUCGUGAUGAUGAAAUUCAAUUAACAUUGAUGGUACAUAAAUUACGAUUGUUAAAACAAAGGCUUGCUGUAUCACAACACAACAAUAAUGGUGGUCGUCAUCGUGAUCGCAUUCUACCUGUUACUACUAGUGAUGAUGUAACAGGUGAUAGAAUUGAUCGUCUUCCUAGGAGUAAUAAUAAUAACAAUAUAAAAUCUAUUUCAAUGAAAUCAUCAUCUAGUAAAGUAUCUUCAAUGUCUAACAACAAUAUUGCUCAAUCAUCUAAUAAUAAUGAAAAUAAAAAUAGUAGUCGUCUUAUUAAUAAUUGUUAUCGUCAAUUACUAACUGAUUCAAACGAUUAUUCAAGUCUACUCCCAUGUAAUCAAGUUUGAAAGACUACGACUAAAUAAGAAGGAAUAAUACAGCUACAGAUUUUUUUUCUUCCUUAUCGUUUUACACCUAUUAACACUGGUAAAACUUAAUUCUCUCAAAGAUUAUGCGGUGUAUUUGACUCUCUCUCCCUCCUUCCUCCCUCUCUCGUUGUCUUUCGGUUAAAUAAGUGUCUCAAUUGUCUUGCCAAUCUUUUAUAUCAGUAGUUGUUUCGUGCCGGCUAUUUCACACUUAUUACUUUUUUUUAAAAAAUGUUGUCAUGAUUACAUUCAUGAUGUAUAUGGUAUUAACCUAGAGAGUAGUUAGUUGAAUGAUCAUAAUUCCCCUGUAUACAAUAAAUGGAGCAUACACAACAUUGUUCAUUUUGACUGAUAUAUGUAAGAUUUGUUUGUCUCUUUUCUUUGUGUGUGUGUGUGUCUAUGUUUUGUUUGAUUUUGUCUUUCGUUUUCUCAAUUUAUUUUUUUAAAUUUACAAUAAUCUGUGUUAUGACUGGUGUCCGGAUAUAUAUAUAUAUAUAUGGGGUAUCCUGUCGAACUUAUAUUAACUACUAGUUGUCCAAUAUCUUUCUUCUGCUUUAUUUUUUUUUUAAUUACCCUGUGUCUAUUAUCCCUUGUGUUUAGUUGCUGAUGUAUCCCAUACACAGUUUUCUUUUUACAGUGAAUUAAUUAAACAGAAUACUUAAAAAGAUAAGUCACAUUAUAUUUACACACAAAAAAAAUCAAUCAGGAAAGCAUUCCUUCAAUUAAUCUUUGGUACCAAUCUCUCUCUCUCUCUCUCUCUCUCUAUAUAUAUAUAUAUAUAUAUAUAUAUAUAUAU
Molecule: messenger RNA, 4186 nt
Organism: Schistosoma curassoni
Lineage: Eukaryota; Metazoa; Platyhelminthes; Trematoda; Strigeidida; Schistosomatidae
Source: the annotation of a GenBank genome assembly